AUGGCCGACCCUUUCCAACCUGACAUCAUGCAUACCGGAGAACAGAAUUUUUUGAGGAUUAGGAGUGCGCAAACCACCGCUGAUGACUACUUCCGGAAGUUUCUUGUGAGCAACACAUUGGCAGAUAUCGAUUCGGCCAUCGACCUAAUCGAGAAAGAGGAUCGCAGAGUACCAUCAUUGAUAUCCAAUUUGAUAAGGAUUGGUGAGUACAGACGUAAUAAAUUUGAAGUCACUUCCGACUCAAGCGAUAUCGACCGCUCUAUUGGAGCAUUCCACGCUGCGCUGCGCGCAGUACCACCAGACCACCCGCAGCGAAGUCAACUUGUCAUGUCGACGAUAAAAAGCAUUAGUCAGGCUGAGAAGCUCCUUGAGGGAUCGGGGCAAUAUGAAACGACAUUAUCGGAGCUAAUUAACGAACUUUUAUUAGCUUAA
Messenger RNA from Morchella importuna, 432 nucleotides. RefSeq lists its product as uncharacterized. The record is from RefSeq and is a predicted model, not a curated record. Lineage: Eukaryota; Fungi; Ascomycota; Pezizomycetes; Pezizales; Morchellaceae. The coding region runs from base 1 to 432 and encodes 143 amino acids. The transcript has a single exon.